GUCGCGGCGGCCGUAUCCGCUGGCGUCCUCGUCCCGCAAUCAUGCCGCCGGCGCUCUCUCUCACUUCACGCGGCGUCCAGCUCUGCUCGCGGCCGGGGGUGCCUGUGUGUUGCCGUGGCGAUGCGCUUGUGGGCUGAUUGCGCGCGGAGCUCGCUGGCAGAUGCACGCGCGGCAAUGGCGCUGAGAGGGGACGGCAGGGCUUCCCCGGGUGCGAAGGAGGGAAGGGCGACGAUGCUUGGCCCCAGGGAGGCGUCUGCGUGCGUGUGAGGGUGAGGGUGAAGGUGAAGGGAGGACGCCAGGCUGGCCGACGACGGUCUGCUAUGCGGGGAUGUUCCUCAUGGGCCCGCCGCAACCAGUGACGAAGCCGGUCCGCGCCACUCAGUGCCUUUGCUUGGAUCCAUGCAGCUUUAGCUCAACACCAUCGACACCAACCCUUCCCUUGCGCAUUCUCGAUUCUGCCAUUGUCCACCUCUGCUGCAUCCCAGCCAUGCCGCCUGCGCCCUCAUCGCUCCUCCGCGGCCUCGCGCGGCCGCCUGCGCCCCGCGCGGCGCGCGCAGCGCUCUCGGAAUGCAUUCCGGGGGCAAGGCGACUUUUCCACGCGCCGCGAACGUCAACGUCGACGCUGCGUCGCCCUUUGCCCAUCCUAGCGCGGCCGCACCUGCCCCGGGCAGCUGUUCGCUACGAGUCGACGCCAGCAAGCAACUCGCCAGGCACGACCACGGCGGCCCCAGAGUCGCGGCUGGAGCGCGACCAGGUGCCCGCCUACGAGCUCACCUUCACCUGCAAGGCCUGCACCACCCGCUCGUCGCACCGCGUCUCCAAGCAAGGCUAUCACCACGGCACUGUCCUCAUAUCCUGCCCGGGCUGCAAAAACCGCCAUCUCAUCAGCGAUCACAUGAAGAUCUUCUCGGACAAGUCGGUCACCCUCGAGGACCUGAUGCGCGAAAAGGGCGACCUCAUCAAGCGCGGCACAUUGAGCUCUGGAGGAGACGUCGAGUUCUGGGACGAUGGGUCCACCUCGCCGCGCUCAGCCCAUUUCCACCCCAACUCCAACGUAAAAGGCGACGACGAUGCUCCCGAAGGCACCCUGACGGAGCCGCCCAAACCCUCGGAGAAGCCUUAGAAGUUCGCUUGGUCACAACGUCGGGUGCUUGUACGAUAUUGUAGGAUACAGUCCUACUGGCUGGAUAGAGCAAAUCUCCAUGCCAAGUAAAAAUGCACAGUAAGAGGUUUUGUACGAUACAGAAGGAAUGAGAAGGCCAGGCAUUCUGUUCGUGACAGAGGCAGCCACGACCAAGCCCUGUGGGGAUAAUAAUGUAAUACAACUCAGGCGCAAGCCCAAGCUCAG
This is a messenger RNA of Paraphaeosphaeria sporulosa, 1348 nucleotides long. RefSeq names its product zf-DNL-domain-containing protein. The transcript has a single exon. Bases 338 to 1123 code for a protein of 261 amino acids. Gene Ontology annotation, cellular component: mitochondrion. Lineage: Eukaryota; Fungi; Ascomycota; Dothideomycetes; Pleosporales; Didymosphaeriaceae. Gene Ontology annotation, molecular function: zinc ion binding; protein-folding chaperone binding. The record is from RefSeq and is a predicted model, not a curated record. Gene Ontology annotation, biological process: protein import into mitochondrial matrix; protein folding; protein stabilization.